Molecule: messenger RNA, 2333 nt
Organism: Temnothorax curvispinosus
Lineage: Eukaryota; Metazoa; Arthropoda; Insecta; Hymenoptera; Formicidae
Gene: mIF2
Product: translation initiation factor IF-2, mitochondrial
Exons: 11
Coding region: 295-2319 (674 amino acids)
Biological process (GO): translational initiation
Molecular function (GO): GTPase activity; GTP binding; translation initiation factor activity
Source: RefSeq, a predicted model, not a curated record
CUUCCUUGAUCAGAACGUGUACGACGUUUAGGUGAUUAUUUCUUUUCCUGCCGACAUUGUCACGAUGAUCAAAGUCACAUCUUCAAAAUUUGCUCAGUAUGUGUAUCUCGUUAUAACAACAUUGUGAGAAAUUGAGAAGAUUCUUGCAAAAGAGAAACAUAACCUUUCGCCCUGCAAUCAGUUAUCAGUUUUACUCUUUAAAAAUGUAGAAUAUAAUAAAUAUAUUAAUAUAUAUUUAGUUUACUGAGGCAGCCACUCUGCAAAGUUGUCAGAAGCGAUAACGUGAGGAAAUACAUGUUACACAGUUUGUUUCUCACGUGCACGCAAUGCCAGCGUUUUCAUACAACCCCACAGUAUUUCAAGGGCAAGCCAAAGAGGAAGAUAAUUCCUUUCACCCAAAUCAAACCGAAGGCAAAACUGCCAGUUGUGGAUAUAUGGAACAGAAUGACGGUGUCAGAGCUGGCAACGUCCACAGAAAGGAAUAUAGAUGAUGUCAUGGAAGCAAUUUCUCUGACUGAUUCAGUUGGACAUUACAAUAAGAAUACUGUCGUAGAGGAUCCGAAUGUAUUAUACAAAGCUGUGCGGAAACUUGGUUUAAAGUUUAAAGUGAUUCCUAGUCCCGAUAGCAAAGUGGAGAAGAGUACAAAGGACUACAAUGUUGUUAAGCGGCCUCCACCGGAUGAAUCUGUACUGAUAAAACGUCGUCCAGUGGUAACGAUUAUGGGCCAUGUUGAUCAUGGCAAAACUACGUUGUUGGAUACAUUACGUAACACAUCGGUUGUAAAGACGGAGUUUGGUGGUAUCACUCAACAUAUUGGAGCUUUCAAUGUAACGUUGAAAACGGGGGAAACAGUUACAUUUUUGGAUACUCCUGGACACGCCGCCUUUAAUAUUAUGCGAAUGAGAGGCGCGCAAGUGACUGACAUUGUAGUAUUAGUGGUGGCAGCGGAUGACGGCGUAAUGGAGCAAACCAUAGAAAGUAUACAUAUGGCAAGAGCUGCGAAUGUCCCGAUUAUUGUAGCUAUCAACAAAAUUGAUAAACCGGAAGCCGACAUUACAAGAACGCAAAAAAUGCUUGCGCAACAGGGGAUUCAAGUGGAGGCAAUGGGCGGAGACAUUCAAAGCAUUAACAUAUCAGCUUUGCACGGAACCAACCUAGAUAUCUUGACAGAGGCUAUAGCAUUGCAAGCCGAACUCGUGGGAUUAAAAGGUGACCCGACGGGGUUAGUCGAAGCUGUCGUAAUCGAGUGUUCUACCGAUCGUCAACGUGGCAAAUUAGCGACAGCUUUAAUUCAACGUGGCACUUUAAGAAAAGGUGCACUUCUUGUGAGCGGGUUAACGUGGGCCAAAGUAAGAGCCAUGUUUGACCAUUCCGGAAAUCCAGUUAUGGAGGCCAAAUUGUCUGACGCGGUGCAGAUUAUCGGAUGGAAGAAUUUACCCACUGCCGGAGAUGAGAUAUUAGAAGUUGAGAAUGAGAGAAAGGUACGCAUGGUAAUGCGAUAUAGGGAAGCGGAGAAAGCUACACAGCUGGCACAAGAACAUAAAAUUGCAGCGGAUAAAAAGCACGAAGAAUAUCUGAAAGAAUAUAAAGAACAUCUGGCAAAGAGAAGAGCACUUGGCAGAUACAGGAAGCUGAUAACGCCUAUUAAAAAUGAAAAUCCCGAUGAUGAAAUACCCAAACUUAACGUUGUUAUAAAAGGUGAUGUCGCUGGCUCUGUAGAAGCUAUAUUAGACGUUUUUAAUACAUAUGGCAGUGACGACAAGUGUCAAUUAAGUGUCAUCCAUUAUGGCGUUGGACCUGUUGCGGAGACGGAUUUACAAAUGGCAGACACAUUUGACGCCAUCAUAUAUCCUUUUAACGUUGGUGUAACGAAAGACUUGCAACAAGAAGCUAAUAAAAAAAAGAUAUCGAUCCGUCCAUACAAUGUGAUAUACAAGCUUAUUGACGAUAUUAAAAAGGAGCUAAAUAAGAGACUUCCAAUGGUUGAUGCUGAAGAAGUGCUAGGCGAAGCAAAUGUAUUGCAAGAGUUCGAGAUCACAGAUAAGAAAAAGAAAGUAAAGGUUGCGGGUUGCCGGUGCGUCAAAGGCGUUCUCAAGAAGGACGCGAUGUACCGCUUGAUGCGUGGACAGGAAAUCCUGUAUACUGGGAAAUUGGUGUCAAUGAGACAUUUGAAAAAUGAAACGGAAACGAUCAAGACUGACGUGGAAUGCGGCUUGAGAUUCGAAGAUUCCACAUUGUCUUUCAAAACCGGGGACGUUUUAAUUUGUUAUAAAAUAUACCAAAAACCACAAGAAACUGACUGGGAUCCCGGCUUCUAAAGGAUUUUAAAGAU